AUGAAUAAUCGUUGGGGUGUAUCUCCAAAAAGCCGUUUACCAUGGUUACCACCAAAUUUUUCAAGUUUAAGUAGAAAUUAUGGAUUACCUGGUGGUAAGAUCCUGUAUGAAAAACAUAACGUCAAGGACCCCUUAGCUGAAGGAGUUGCAUUUCGUAGCAAACAACACAACAACAGAACCCGAAUAUUAGGAAUACUAAGACAAAACACAAGUUUUUCAAAUUCCUAUUUAUCGGAUGCAAGAGAAGCUAUUCCAGCUGAGGUUGUCAAUCGGGGAUUAAGUAUCAAGGAAUUUUUAAGCAAUAGAUCCCGGAAAACUGAAGAUGCCGUAGGAGAUGUAAGUUUAAGCAAUAAAAUACCUACUGAUAAUUUUAAUUUUAUUAAUAAUAACACAUGCAAAUUACUAACAAUUGCUGAUAGUUAA
Messenger RNA from Trichobilharzia szidati, 423 nucleotides. Lineage: Eukaryota; Metazoa; Platyhelminthes; Trematoda; Strigeidida; Schistosomatidae. The record is from the annotation of a GenBank genome assembly.